AUGCAGGCCCAGAGGAAGCAGCUACAAUCCAAGCCCACAGGACUGAGCAGCAUGAGCUGCUCUGACGGUCCCGGAGAGUGUCCCAUGAAGCCGUCCAGGAUGGAGGCCACCUUCACCCACCUGCUCAACCUGCAGCAGAUGGCCGCCAGCCAGUACCAGGUGAUGGCCGUGGACCUGUCGUCUUACCACGACAUGGCGAAGCAGCGCGCCUUACCCGGCUACUGCUGCGAGCUGCAGGACAUGGGCGACUUCUUCUCCGCGCUGAGCAGCAAGAAGACCAGAGACUACCAGCAGCUGUGGGACCUGCUGAAGAAACAUGGAGGCCGCUUCUUUCCUAAUCUCAGGAUUUCAGAGCGGGAGCGGUGCACGGGGACGGUGUGCCUCCUGCAGUACUCCAUGGAGCUAGAGAAGCACCAGAAAGAGGCCACCCGGGAGCUGUACACUCUGGCUUCUGACUGUGGAGACAUUGAGCUGUGUGACAUCUUGCGGUCAUACGUGCAGCAGGUGGAGAAAGUCCUCCUGGAGAUGGAACAGCACCUGGCCACAGUGGAACAUCUGAAAGAGACCCAUGCCUCCGUGUUCCAACACAUGUGA
Erinaceus europaeus (western European hedgehog) is the source of this 594-nucleotide messenger RNA. RefSeq names its product ferritin heavy chain B-like. Lineage: Eukaryota; Metazoa; Chordata; Mammalia; Eulipotyphla; Erinaceidae. The transcript has 6 exons. The record is from RefSeq and is a predicted model, not a curated record. The coding region runs from base 1 to 594 and encodes 197 amino acids.